AUGGCUGAAGAAGAAGAUUUUAGCUCCAUACCCUUGGCGGACCGCUUCACUCACAAGGUCUGGAAGGUUAGAAAAGGAGCAUAUGAAGAGGCAACCAAGCAGUUCGAAAAGUCUCCCGACGAGUCCGAUCCUUGUUUCCGACCAUUUUUGAACGAGCCCGGCCUGUGGAACAAAGCAGUUCUCGAUUCAAACGUCGCCGCUCAACAAGAAGCCGUCACCGCCCUAUGCGCAUUCCUCAAAUAUGGUGGACGAGACUGUUGUCUACGGACACGAAAUCAGACCAUUACACCCAUGGUCGAGAAGUGUCUAUCCUCCACACGUGCCGCGAUCAAGCAAAACUCCAUCGAAGCUUUGCUUUUGUACAUUGAGCUCGAUGUCGCUGGACCGGUCAUUGAGGACAUGCUGCCUGGUCUUUCCAACAAGGUUCCCAAGAACGUUGCUGCCACACUGCACGCCCUUACACAAAUCUUCCACAAUUAUGGCUGCAAGGUCGUCGAUCCCAAACCUGUGCUCAAAGCGCUCCCCAAAGCCUUCGGUGCUGCCGACAAGAACGUCCGUGCUGAAGCAACGAACUUGACAGUCGAACUGUACAGAUGGCUCAGGGAGGCUAUGAAGCCCAUGUUCUGGGGCGAGCUCAAGCCUACCCAACAGACCGAUUUGGAGGCGCAGUUUGAGAAGAUCAAGGCCGAAGGUCCUCCCAAGCAAGAACGACUCCUCCGAUCGCAACAAGAAGCUCUCGACGCUGCCCCCGAAGGUGGCGAGGAGGGUGAAGAAGGCGAAGUAGAGGGUGAAGAUGUUGGCGAGGUCGAUGCUUUCGAUUUGGCUGAACCUCAGGAUGUUAGCAAGAAGAUCCCACCCAACUUCAGCGACCUACUUGCCUCCUCAAAGUGGAAGGACCGAAAAGAAGCAGUCGACGGCCUUCACCAGGCACUCAAUGUUCCUCGCAUCAAGGAAACUGAUUUCAAUGAAGUCUGUCGCGGACUGGCCAAGUGCAUGAAGGACGCCAAUGUUGCCGUCGUCACCCAGGCUGCUCUCUGUAUCGAGGCUCUCGCAAAGGGCUUGCGAAAGGCCUUUGCCAAGUAUCGCAGCAUUGUGAUGCAACCCAUCAUGGACCGACUCAAGGAGAAGAAGGCUUCUGUCGCGGAUGCCCUCGGCGCCGCUCUCGACGCUGCUUUCGCCUCCACCGAUUUGACUGAGUGUCUCGAGGACAUCACCACAUACCUUGGAAACAAGAACCCCCAGGUCAAGGAGGGUACCAUGAAGUUCUUGAUUCGGUGCCUACGAAAUACCCGAGAUGUGCCCAGUAAGCCCGAGCAAGCUACCAUCUGCGAGGCUGGAAAGAAGCUCUUGUCUGAGUCAAGCCCUGCUCUUCGAGAUGGUGGUGCUGAGAUUCUUGGUACUAUCAUGAAGAUCAUUGGUGAGCGUGCUAUGACCCCUAACCUGGAAGGUCUGGACGACAUCCGCAAGAACAAGGUCAAGGAAUUCUUCGAGGCUGCCGAAGUCAAGGCAAAGGAGAAGCCCAAGCCCAAGGCGGCACCUGCACCUAAAGCGGCGCCUCCCAAGAAAGUCAUGGGUGGAAAGAAGCCUAUGGCCAAGAAGGCCGCUCCCGCUGCCGCUGCGGCUCCAGUAAUGCCAGAUGAUACGCCUCCCACUCCUCAGCCAAGCUCUCGACCUGCCGCUGGCAAGCUCGGAAAGCCUACACUUGGAGGAUUGAAGGGUCCCCAGAAGAGGACCCUUGGAGCUCCGGCACCUGGCUCUCCUCGCAGGGCGCCCGCUGCUCCUGUCAUGCCCGAUGACGAACCUGCGCCACCCGCCCAACCUCGCCUUGGUCUCUCUCGUGGACUUGCUGGACGCUCUCUCGCCAAACCUACCGCACCCUCACCCCCAGUUGCACCAGCCUCGCCGCCUCCAUCUAGCGGUCUCACUGCCGUGGAGCGCGCCGAGAUUGAGGAGCUUAGAGCAGCCAACGACCGGCUAACCCGUCAAGUUGAUGAGAUGCGACAGGAACGUAGCAAGUUCAUGUCAGAGAUUCAAGAGCUCAAGAACCAGAAUGCUGGCCUGAUCGAAGACCACACCCGAGACGUAUUGAGCAUCAAGGCCAAGGAGACACAGUUGGUCCGGGCGAGAAGCGAUGCAGAGGCUACGGAACAGACCAACGACCGCCUGCGACGCGAACUAGAAAGACUUAAGAAGGCUUUGAGUCGUGCUGAAGGAUUGGGUAGCUCUGGAAAUGGUAUGAACAGUCCUGGCCUGGCUUCACCCACACAUGAUGAUGUCUACCGAGACCAUGGACCUCCCUCGGUGAGCCGCCAUAGAAUGAGCGUCACCAGCAGUAUGUCUGAAGAGAAGGAAAAUGGCGAGCAGAUGAUUCCUCGCAACAAGCUUAGCCCUGAGAUGCGAUAUGCUGGUAGCGCAAGCUCAUCCGGACGUGGGUCUCCCGCACGAGGCUUUAGAAGUGCUGCAUCAUAUCGCGACGACGACCAUGCACCAGCACCUUCUCAGCGGCCUAUGUCAUCGCUGCCUCAACCUACGGGAGGUAAUGGAGCCGAGAGUUGGAGAAGGGCAGCAGAGGUGACGAGUCAGCUGAAGGCCCGAAUUGAACAGAUGAAGGCCAAGCAAGGGCUCGCUCGACCUUAG
Messenger RNA from Fusarium mangiferae, 2637 nucleotides. RefSeq lists its product as uncharacterized. Gene Ontology annotation, molecular function: microtubule plus-end binding; microtubule plus end polymerase activity. The coding region runs from base 1 to 2637 and encodes 878 amino acids. The transcript is spliced from 2 exons. The record is from RefSeq and is a predicted model, not a curated record. NCBI's taxonomy places the organism in Eukaryota, Fungi, Ascomycota, Sordariomycetes, Hypocreales, Nectriaceae. Gene Ontology annotation, cellular component: centrosome; kinetochore; spindle pole. Gene Ontology annotation, biological process: establishment or maintenance of microtubule cytoskeleton polarity; mitotic spindle organization; microtubule polymerization.